Contarinia nasturtii (swede midge) is the source of this 1304-nucleotide messenger RNA. Its product is annotated as poly [ADP-ribose] polymerase tankyrase-2-like. Gene Ontology annotation, molecular function: protein binding. NCBI's taxonomy places the organism in Eukaryota, Metazoa, Arthropoda, Insecta, Diptera, Cecidomyiidae. The transcript is spliced from 12 exons. Bases 1 to 942 code for a protein of 313 amino acids. The record is from RefSeq and is a predicted model, not a curated record.
AUGGGGCAUAUGAAUCGAAGUAAACAAAUUUCCUAUCACCACGAUGUGGUAAAAACAAAUAACAAACAUGAAGAAUGCAAUUUUGAAAUUUUCAAAUAUUCAAUUGAACAUGGAGCAAAUAUAAAUGCUACAACUGACGAAAACUAUACAACUUUAUCUUUGGCUGCUUCUAGUGGUAGCACGGAGAUUGUGAAAUAUCUUGUCGAACAUGGAGCCGAUGUGAAUUCUAGAGAUAACAAUCAUUCUACACCACUCCAUGAGGCUGCUCAAUAUGGUACACUCGAAAUGAUUGAGUUUUUAAUCACUCAUGGUGCAAAGGUAAAUGCCGAAGAUAACGAUAAAUGUACGCCACUCCAUAAGGCUGCUCGAAAUGGCAGAUUUGAAAUUUUCAAAUAUUUAAUUGAACAUGGAGCAAAUAUAAAUGCUACAACUUACGAAAAUGAUACAACUUUAUCUUUCGCUGAUUCUAGUGGUAACAUGGGGAUUGCCAAAUAUCUUGUCGAACAUGGAGCUGAUGUGAAUUCUAGAGAUUACAGACAUUCUACACCACUCCAUGAGGCUGCUCAAUAUGACACACUCGAAAUAAUUGAGUUUUUAAUCACUCAUGGUGCAAAGGUAAAUGCCGAAGAUAAUCGUAAAUGGACGCCACUUCAUAACGCCGCUCGAUAUGGCAAAUUUGAAAAUUUCAAAUAUUUAGUUGAACAUGGAGCAAAUAUAAAUGCUACAACUGACGAAAACCAUACAACUCUGUUUAUGGCUGUUGCAAGUGGUAACAUGCAGAUUGUCAGAUAUCUUGUCGAACACGGAGCUGAUGUGAAUUCUAGAGACAAAGAUAAUCACACACCACUUUACUGGGCAUCUCGAUUUCACCUACCAUAUGGCAGCAAGGAAGAAAUAAAACAGUUCUUGAUUGAUCAUGGAGCAGAUGCGAAAGACAUAUAAAAUGAAACACCACUUGAAAUCGAUGCCGGGAAAUUAAAACCGGAGUUGAUGUCGCCUUAAGUCAAAUGUUGUAAACUUGUUAAAAGAAUCAUAGAGUCAACAGAAACUUUCAUCUUAAAAAUCGAAACAAAAUCAAACGCAAACUUAAUAACUUAUAAAUCGAAAGUAAAAUAAAUCAUCAAACUUCAAUAUACCUUCGAAUACCGUAUUCGGAAAACGAUAGAUCGCAUAACACUAAAGACAAUAUUUGAGCGAUAGCUUCGAAUGAGUUUUUUCAUAUUUUCAUGGACGUAUAUACAAUUCUGGAAACGAUUUAUGGAUUUGAAUGUUGAAACUCACAUGAAUAUUCUUAGCACUGCAUG